Molecule: messenger RNA, 1865 nt
Organism: Xenopus laevis (African clawed frog)
Lineage: Eukaryota; Metazoa; Chordata; Amphibia; Anura; Pipidae
Product: E3 ubiquitin-protein ligase TRIM62
Exons: 6
Coding region: 262-1689 (475 amino acids)
Source: RefSeq, a predicted model, not a curated record
GUAUUAGGGGGGUAUAAUGAGCGUUUCUAAAGAACAGAUAACCGAGCAAGAAUUCCACUGUAAGCAUUCAGUCCGCACCAGGACACAGACUGGCUCACCGGCCUCUCACUACCCGUAGCAGCCUCUGAGACUGCAAUAUCACCCCCCUUCCUAAGCGCGAGAUUGGUUUGUCCCAUGUCCCUGAGGCUGGACACUUGGCUUCCUGACUCACAGCGGAUCCGAGCGGACAUGUACCACUGAGCUGGCGCGGGGGGAGACAGGAUGGAGUGCUGCCUGAAGGACGAGCUGCUGUGCUCCAUCUGCCUCAGUCUGUACCAGGACCCCGUCAGUUUCGGCUGUGAGCAUUACUUCUGCCGCAAGUGCAUCACGGAACACUGGAACCGGCAGAAACACGGGGGGAGCCUGGACUGUCCGGAAUGCAGGAGAAGCUUCCUGGAACCCACCCUGUCCCCCAGCCUGAAGCUUUCCAACAUUGUGGAGCGCUACACGGCCUUCCCCCUGGAUGCCAUCCUCAGUGCCCAGCGCAGCUCGUUCCCCUGCAAGGACCACCACAAAGUCAAGCUCUUCUGCCUCACCGACCGGACCCUCGUCUGUUUCUUCUGUGAUCAGCCCUCCCUGCACGAGCAGCACCAGCUCACCAACGUGGACGAGGCCUUCGACGAGCUGCAGCGGGAGCUGAAGGAACAGUUGCAAGCUCUGCAGGAGAGUGAGAGAGGACACACAGAGGCACUUCAACUCCUGAAACGUCAAAUGGCAGAGACCAAGUCCUCUGCUAAAAGUCUGCGCUCGACCAUCAGCGAGGCCUUUGAGCAUCUCCAUCGGCUCCUGCGGGAACGUCAGAAAUCCAUGCUGGAGGAGCUGGAGUCGGACACAGCCAGGACACUGAGCGACAUUGAGCACAAGGUGCAGCAGUACAGUCAGCAGCUGCGCAAAGUACAAGAGGGGGUGCAGAUCAUGCAGGAACGUCUGACUGAGUGUGACAAACACACCUUCCUGGGGGGCAUCUCCUCACUAUCAGAGAGGUUAAAGGGGAAGGUGCACGAGACAAACCUGACGUAUGAAGACUUCCCCACCUCUAAGUACAUGGGGCCCCUGCAGUUCACCAUCUGGAAAUCUCUCUUCCAGGACAUCCAUCCAGUUCCGGCAGCUCUGACGUUGGAUCCGGUCACGGCCCAUCAGCGCCUCAUCCUCUCCGACGACUGCACCAUUGUGGCCUAUGGGAACCUGCACCCCCAGCCGCUCCAGGACUCCCCCAAACGCUUCGACGUGGAGGUGUCUGUGCUGGGCAAGCAGCUGUUUGACAGUGGGGUGCACUACUGGGAGGUGCUGGUGUCGGACAAGACUCAGUGGAUGAUUGGACUGGCCCAUGAGUUGGUCAGUAGGAAGGGGACUAUCCAGAUCCAGCCGGGCCGGGGCUUCUACUGCAUCGUCAUGCACGACGGCAAUCACUACAGCGCCUGCACCGAGCCCUGGACUCGACUAAACGUCCGGAGCAAACUGGACAAAGUGGGGGUGUAUCUGGACUACGACAAGGGGCUCAUUAUCUUCUAUAACGCAGAGGACAUGUCCUGGCUCUACACCUUCCGAGAGAAGUUCCCGGGGCGACUCUGCUCCUAUUUCAGCCCCGGCCAGAGUCACGCCAACGGCAAGAACGUGCAGCCCCUGCGCAUCAACACAGUGCGCAUCUGAUGGGGCGGGGCUCUGGCAAAUGGAGGCGGAGCCUGUGCAUGACGUAACUUGUAGACUUGCUGGGAGUUCAGAGACACGUCUCAUAUACAAGGGCUUCACUGCUAUAGGGGGAACCUCCAGUGCCUGUAACAAAUGGGGGAGGGGCAGUUGUGAGUAAACGAUUGUGUGUAACCGCA